AUGGGAGCUGAAUACAUUGUCUUUGGUCGUGCCGUCCCCACCUACAAGUUGGCCCUUGCCACUUAUGCUGCCGUUGCAACCCCCAUCAUUGCCUCGAAGAUGACUAAAAAGGAGGCUCCUGCUAACGUCAUUCAUGCUUCUUCCCAGGACGAGGCAGCCUUCAUCCGCGAGUUCAUCAGGGCUGCUGAGGAGGAUCACAAGCACAAUGUUUAAAGUGGUUCUCUUUUAAGACUACUUCAUCUCUGUAACCUUCCCCUCUUGCUCCACUCCCUUGAACCUUCCUACAGUAACAAAAUAAAGAAAAAUCGUCUACG
This is a messenger RNA of Lobosporangium transversale, 314 nucleotides long. RefSeq lists its product as hypothetical. The record is from RefSeq and is a predicted model, not a curated record. Lineage: Eukaryota; Fungi; Mortierellomycota; Mortierellomycetes; Mortierellales; Mortierellaceae. Gene Ontology annotation, biological process: proton motive force-driven ATP synthesis. The coding region runs from base 1 to 213 and encodes 70 amino acids. The transcript is spliced from 2 exons.